AUGUGGGCGAUUUGUUUUGUUGAUGAUUCAACCGCAAGGUCAGAAUUAUGGAGUUGUAACAUUGUCUACUUUGUCUUUAUCUCCUACGCAAUGAUAAACAUAAGGAAAUUGCAGGAGAAGUUUAAGGACUUAUUUCAGGAUGUGCAUGGUUUGCGACCACGGAGAGCUGUGGAGCAUGAGAUCCAGUUGGUAGGAGAUUCACCUCUACUAAACUUGGGUUUGUAUCGCACUUCUGUGACGGAAUCUGACGAGAUCAAGAAGCAAAUUCAGGGACUUCUUGAACAAGGAGUCAUCAAACCUAGCUACUCACCAUGUGGUUCACCAGUGUUACUCGUGCCUAAUAAAAACAGAGGCUGGCGUAUGUGUGUAGAUUAUAAGGCACUCAACAAAAUAACCAUCAAGAAUCGGUAUCCAUUGUCGAGGAUUGAUGACCUGCUAGAUCAACUACAUGGUGCAAGCUACUUCACUAAGCUUGAUCUCAAAUCUGGCUAUCAUCAAGUCUGCAUCCAUGAAGAAGAUACUUGUAAGACUGCAUUCAAAAUAGAGCAGGGACUGUUUGAGUGGUUAGUCAUGCCAUUUGGGUUAUGUAAUGCUCCAGCUACCUUCAUGCGAUUGAUGAAUGAGGUACUCCGCCCUUUGAUUGACGACUUCGUCAUUGUAUAUUUGGAUGACAUUGAUAUUCAAUGGUACAUGGGAGGACCAUUUUCGUCAUAUUACUCAAGUUUUGGAGGAGAACUGAAAGUGGACCUAGAGAAAGUCACCCUUACAUUCUCUUACAAAGGCCAAUCAAAGAGACCAUUUGAAGUGGAAGUAGAUGCAUCAAACUAUGCUAUGGGAGCCGUAUUAUUUCAAGAUGGAAAACUAGUUGCAUACCAUUCUGAGAUGUUUAGUGGACCGGUAUUAAACUAUCUGACUUAUGAUAAGGAGUUGUAUGCAAUGCAUCAAGCAGUGAAGCAUUGGAGAGCUUACUUGUUGGGAAAAGAUGGAAACUUCUUCUGUUUUUAA
Molecule: messenger RNA, 1005 nt
Organism: Prunus armeniaca (apricot)
Lineage: Eukaryota; Viridiplantae; Streptophyta; Magnoliopsida; Rosales; Rosaceae
Source: the annotation of a GenBank genome assembly